AUGGCCGUCUGGCUCAGCUGCCCUGGGCCUCAGUUUCCCCAGUCCUCUGACUCAACGGGGACACCGCCCACAAAGAAGCCCGCUGGUGCACCCCCACAGCUGGGGUGGCAGACGGAGGCCACCAGAGAUGAGGACGGUGCUCCGAGGCCCUCGGGUGCCCGCCUGCGACAGGCGGGGCCGAACCCGUGGCGGGAGCUGGCCGGUGAGCACUCAGGAGCCACUCUGAUCGGCCCAUCAUCUACUUACACUGUGCCGCCUCCUGGCACACGGCGGUGCCUGUCGGAUCACGGGGACACGGUGGCAGCGGCUGCCCCGCUGAGUGGCAGGGCCACCGGGGGGCAAGGGCGGGAGCUGGCAGCCCGCGGCUCUACAGGGACCGGGUGUCCUUGCCCACACCAGAGCUUCCAAGUGGCCAGGACGCAGCUCCCUGGGGCUGGUGGAGCUGGCGGGGGCACCUCGGCCACGGUGCAGCCCCUCAUGCCUCACCCAGCCCCUCUCGUGCCCAGGACGGCUCCCAGGACGGGUGCAGGGGGCCAGGAUCCAGCCCAUCAGCCCUCUGCCCCCGUUUGGUGCGCGGCCAACGGGCUGCGGCUGGCCGCCUGGGGACGCUGCUGUCUGGCCCCUGUCCGUCUCCUCAUCAGGAAGCAAGAGCCUGUCCCUGGAGGCACGCAGGCCAGCACGUGUCAGGAUGUGGCCUGCACGGCUGUGGGGUCCUGUCCGCUGUGUGACUCCCAGAGCAGUCCCCAGCAUUCGGGCAAUUUCCAGUGUCCACCCCUGAUUAAUGGCUGCGUGGGGGCCGUUUCCUCCGGCUCCAGCUGGAUAAACAGACCCGGCCCUGAUAGGCCCGAGGAAGGGCGGGAGGAGCCGCGCGUCCCCAUCACCCUCGCGUGGCCCAAGACUGGUCGCGGGGCUGGACGGGACCCUCCAGCCUCGGCCUCCAGCCGGGAGCCGCGGCAGCCUGAGUCCCCAUCAGGGCCCAGCGUGGGGGCCAGCCCCGCUCCUUGGACCAACAGCCGGAAGUCUGGUGCAAAAGCGCGUUCCCGCAAAGUGCCGCCGAUCUCCACGUGCCCCACACCUGAAGACGGCAUCUCUUCCAGAGCCUGGGGUGGCCGAGAGCCCGAGGACCCUAGGGGCUCAGAGGCUCUGCCCCGGGUCCUGCUCCUGCUCCUGGUCCUGGUCCACCCCGCACGGCUCUCCCGGCUCUCCCCCAGACGCCCCAGCAACGGCCUGCAGCCUCCCCUCCGCCAAGCCCGCCCUCCCGGCCUCGGGCUGAGCUCGGCCGGCCAGCCGGCUCUGGGACAGGCACUGGGAUGA
Molecule: messenger RNA, 1314 nt
Organism: Lynx canadensis (Canada lynx)
Lineage: Eukaryota; Metazoa; Chordata; Mammalia; Carnivora; Felidae
Product: basic salivary proline-rich protein 2-like
Exons: 7
Coding region: 1-1314 (437 amino acids)
Source: RefSeq, a predicted model, not a curated record